This is a messenger RNA of Aspergillus homomorphus CBS 101889, 1653 nucleotides long. RefSeq lists its product as uncharacterized. Lineage: Eukaryota; Fungi; Ascomycota; Eurotiomycetes; Eurotiales; Aspergillaceae. The transcript is spliced from 3 exons. Bases 34 to 1473 code for a protein of 479 amino acids. The record is from RefSeq and is a predicted model, not a curated record.
CGAGUGACCACACUAUUGAGUAACCAACGAAGAAUGGACUUCGAAUGUACCGCCGAGGAUUACCACCUAAGCCUCAGAAGUCUCUCCCUCGAAAGAGAAUAUGACUUAACCGUGAGCGCGACAGCGCAGCUCCUGGACCAGGAAAACCAUCGGGUCAACCGGGUGGACCAGCUACUGCAGCGGAUCGAGAACGAGAACCUGCAGGCGCAGCUGGACCAAGCGCGCCAGGAGAUCGGGCGGGUGCGGUCGGCCGAGGCGGAGAUCCUGGGCCGGCUGAACCAGGCCGUGCAGGAGCGGAACCGGAUCCAGCAGACGGUGUAUGUGCUGGGGCAUGAGAAGGAGAAUCUGGCCCGGGAGCUGGAAUCCAUGUCCGAUACCUCUGUCGAGGUGAAAUCGUUGAUGACGGAGAAGAUGCGUCUGGGUAAGGAGUUGGCGGGCGUGCAGACGGAGCUGCAGCGGUUGCGGUUGGUGGAGAGCUCGUCGCAGACGCUGAUGGCGGAGAAGCAGGAGCUUGCGCGGCGGCUUAGUUCGCUGGAGGUCGAGUUUGAGAAUGAGAAGCGCGCGCACGAGCGCACGCUGGCGCGCGGGGGGUCCGAGCAGCAGCAGCAGCAGCAGCAGCAUUUACAACAGCAGGUGCAGCAGUUACAGCAGCAGAUUCAGCAGCAGCAGCAGCAGCAGCAGGCGGCUGGCUCGAAGUGGAUUGCUGAGAAGGUGGCGCUCGAAGAGAAGGUCGAGACGCUCACGAAAAAGCUGCUCGUCACUAAGGAUCAGCUCCGGAAGGCCCAGGUCAAUUAUGGUCCGUCCGCGAUAACGCAGGCGCUCCAGGCCGGCACCAGUAAGGUCCCCGUCAAGUGGUCCAAGGAACCCUCGUCGAAUCGCUUCGCCACAGAGAUCAACUCGGAGUUGACGAUCGCCACCCCCGGUGCGGUGCGCGCCAAGGCAGCGGAGAGGGAGAGAGCCGCCGUCGCCGCGCUGCCCGGGGAGAAGUCCGCCUUCUCCAUCACGCCUUUCUUGAACCGAACGACGGGCGCCCCGGCGGACGCAGGCGACAGCAACAACAAUAAUAACAACGAGAGUGACCAGGAGUCGUCGUCGCUGGAGGAUAGCAUGAUCCGCGAGUCAGACAUCCCCGCCCAAAAGCCGCAAGAACCUCGCCAGCCACUGGGUGGCAAGCCCCGGCCAGAGAAGACGACUGGUGCCACUACGAGCCUCAAUUCGAGGAGGCCGAGACAGCCGCCGAGGCGGCUGGAACCGAUCGAUGACGAUGACGACGAUAUCUUGAGUACGAACGUCACGACCCUGGCAAAGCCUCAGAUUAGGAAGCGGAAGCUCGGCGGCCAGCAGAAGAAACUGGUCAUGGACGAGGAGGAUGAUGAUGAUAUGGAUUUUGAUUUCCGGAAGGCGACUACGGGCCGCGGCCGCGGUUUCGGUGGGGUGCCUGCGUUUUCCCCGCUGAAACGUGAUAGAAGGUGAUUUUGGAGACAGGUUUUUGAUUAUGAUGAUCUACCCUGGACACUAGGUGAUGUGAUGAUUGGGUGACGAGGACCUAUGCUAUAACGCGGCCGGUGCCGUGCAGGUGUGACCACAUUUGUGCCCUUGCAUACUUAGGAAGAAAGGUCUUGUUACACCAAGGAGUUACAUCAUGGCUCUGGG